AUGAUGCUUGAAUCCAUUCGUGUCACUGAGAAACUUCACUGGCCGCAGCGGGAGCUCUCCACAAAGAGACUCUUGACUCCCGAAGAACAUGAACUGAUUCUUCUCGACGAAAGCCCCGUUCAGAACCUGUCCCAGUCCGGAAUCCUUAAGGACACGUUCACCACAGGGACGAGCAGCUACAACGUCCUCCUGCAGAGCAAAGAAGGGAAAAAGCACCUGUCGCAAAAGCAUCCCUUGGUGUAUCCCAAACGGCACCGAAAGGCCGCCAAAUCCUCCUGCGCGUCGCGAAGCAGCGAGCACCGCAGGCUCCGGGCCCCCUCGCCUUUCCUUCGAGGCGGGUGGUGCUGCUUCAAUCGACAGCCUGCCCUCUUUAUCAGCCCAGUGCCCCCCGCUGGCAGGCUAGCUCACAGCUUUUCUGUGUCAGGCUGCGGCAUCGGGCCCUCCCCCAGGCCCAAGGCCAAGCGGCGUUCUUUCUCCAGCCUGACCAAACCGAAGCAGUUGCCGCCGUCCAAGGAGGGCGGUGGUGGCGACGCAGGGCGAAAACUCUGUAUCCUCACUGCCAUCAAGCCUUCCAACGUGGAGAGGGAGAAGGUGAAGUUCUUCAAGUCGGAUUAUAGCUACAAUCCACAGUUUGAGUAUGCCAGUCCGGCCAUGGCCAACGUGCUGGCGAAGUACAGCCAAGCCUCGGGCACGUUUCUAAAGCAGGCCAUCAAAAUCAUGGAGCUGACCUUGCAAAAAUACGGAAGCUAUGAAAAUUUUGAGCUGGCGACAGGAGGCAGCCUGCUUUCCAGAAGUCGUAUCUGGAACUAUGUCAGGAAAUACAUGAUGAAGGAAGGCUGCCUAGGCGAGAUUGUGGUUCACGUCACCGAAGACCUGCUUUCUCGAGCCUCGAUGACAGUCGUGAAUGGCCGUCCAACUCUGACAAUCAAUAUUGCCACUGCACGCGAGCAUUGGCUGGAAGGGAUGUUAAGGCAUGAAAUAGGGACUCAUUAUCUUAGGGGUAUUAACAACAACAGUCAACCAUGGAGCAAUGGAGCUGGUCGCAAAAAGCAUGGACUAAAACCCAUCAACCCCACGGAGGAAGGUUUGGCGAGCAUUCAUAGCGUUCUCUUCCGAAAAGACCCUUUUCUAUGGAGGGCAGCCCUUCUCUAUUACACUGUCUACCAAGCUAGCCAAAUGUCCUUUAGCGAUCUAUUUCAGGACAUUGGAAGGUUUGUCAAGGACCCCAGUACGAGGUGGGACUAUUGUGUUCGAGCCAAGAGAGGUUCGACUGAUACAUCCCAGCCAGGCUGCUUCAGUAAAGAUCAAGUAUACUUGGACGGCAUCCUUCGAAUUCUGAGAUACCGACAGUCCAUUGAUUUCUACUUACUGACGGCCCUAGGAAAGGUUUCUUAUGAGGAUGUGGAACGCCUGAAGGAAUUUGCAGUGCUCGAGAACAUGAGGGUGCCGCACUUCUUGCAAGACCACAUCCGGUACAUGGAGCACUUGGAGAAGAUCAUGGAAGUCAACGAGCUGUCAGACAAGGAGCUCCAGGCACUUGUCCCUUAGGGUGGC
Euleptes europaea (tarantolino) is the source of this 1554-nucleotide messenger RNA. It is a transcript of the gene MATCAP2, whose product is annotated as microtubule associated tyrosine carboxypeptidase 2. The transcript has 7 exons. Bases 1 to 1548 code for a protein of 515 amino acids. The record is from RefSeq and is a predicted model, not a curated record. Lineage: Eukaryota; Metazoa; Chordata; Lepidosauria; Squamata; Sphaerodactylidae.